AUGCCGUACCCAUCUUCCACGGAGCCAAAAACAGAUUCUGCGCGCGCAAAAGUUCUGUCUAGAACAUCGCUGUCCGAGCAGCGAUAUCAUGGUAAUUUUAUCCAGCCACUUGUGGCGAACGCGUUAGAUGAUUUACGGGCCAGUUAUUCGCCAUCUGACUCGCAAUGGUGUCUUCCCAGAGCUGUUCUUGAUGAAACAGCGCGCGGAAAGGAAGCAUCGGAUAUCUCUGAUCCGCCUUCAAAGAAACGGAAACUAGAGCAACCACAGGGUGGGCAUUGGUCCCUAUCGAAUCAGUCAGGAGAAAUGGGGAAUUCUUUAUGGACCACUGCACCGCCUACGAUCCUUUCAUCGACUUCUCUCAACAUAUUCAGCUCUACAUCAGAGCUUGAAGGUGUGGUGAAAAAUCCAUCCGCAGACGAGGCUGUAUUAUCAAUCAGUGCUGUUGGACACGAUGGGGUGCAUUAUCCUUCAGAAUACAUCAUCCCGCCUCGAUCUGCCUUUGUGCUUUGCAACCUACCGCUAUCACAGCCAGAACCCCUGGAGACACCUAUUCCCGGGUUACCUAGCAGUCAGCGUUUCAAUCUGAUGCUCUUUGACCCACCCUGGCCAAAUCGCUCUGUUCGGCGAAGUAGAGGGUAUCAAACUCAUUCUUACAACGAAAUGGAUAUCUUGAGUCAGCGACUUCAGGACAUCUUACGUGUCCAUUCCUACCGUUCACUUGAUGAUUUCUCAGAAAAUUCAGCUACGAGUACAGACACAAUUACGGCUCCAGAAGCUCAAGAACAGGUUUCCCAAGACGUUUUUGCAGCCAUCUGGAUCACCAACUCUGAAAAAGCUCGCAAAGUCGCCUAUGAAGCUUUGCUAGCUUCUGGGUUCCGUAUCCAUGAGGAAUGGAUUUGGAUCAAGAUCACUGCUGAUGGACAGGCGGUGUGUCCGUUGAAUGGGGUUUGGCGAAAGCCAUACGAAAUUCUUGUCAUAGGGCGGAAAGAUCCGACUUCAGUAGUAGCAGACCUUGGCGAUGCGACAUCGCGGAGAAAUGCAGAUACUGCCGAUCUGCUCGAUGUUGACCCGAGUACAAUUACCAGAAGAGUGAUUGCAGCUGUCCCGGAUCUCCAUUCGCGAAAGCCGAAUCUGAAACCUGCAUUUGAGCGGAUAUUGUUUGAUUUUACGUCCGAAUCUACUCGCAAGACUUAUUCAGCGCUUGAGGUGUUUGCUCGGAGUUUAACUUCCGAGUGGUGGGCAUGUGGGAAUGAGGUAGUGAAGUUCAAUGCCCGAGACUGUUGGGUUGAGCAUGAUGAUUCGACCUGA
Messenger RNA from Penicillium pulvis, 1308 nucleotides. RefSeq names its product MT-A70 family. The transcript has a single exon. NCBI's taxonomy places the organism in Eukaryota, Fungi, Ascomycota, Eurotiomycetes, Eurotiales, Aspergillaceae. Gene Ontology annotation, cellular component: RNA N6-methyladenosine methyltransferase complex; nucleus. The record is from RefSeq and is a predicted model, not a curated record. The coding region runs from base 1 to 1308 and encodes 435 amino acids. Gene Ontology annotation, molecular function: methyltransferase activity.